This is a messenger RNA of Hyalella azteca, 2243 nucleotides long. RefSeq names its product pollen-specific leucine-rich repeat extensin-like protein 1. The transcript is spliced from 2 exons. Lineage: Eukaryota; Metazoa; Arthropoda; Malacostraca; Amphipoda; Hyalellidae. The coding region runs from base 1 to 612 and encodes 203 amino acids. The record is from RefSeq and is a predicted model, not a curated record.
AUGCAAGCCACCUCCCAGCCUGCUUACUACGGCCAGGUCUGUAGCUGCCAUGUCCCUGCCACCUCCCAGCCUGCUUACUACGGCCAGAAACAGCCUGGCACUCAUCAGAUGCCUCUGCCUCAGCACAACCAGUCUCUGCCUCAGCAUACCACAGCAUUGCCUACGCACAAUUCUGCGAUGUCACAUCAUACAGUAAUGACACAGCAACAUUCUGUUCCUCCUCAACAUCAGUCAUCUUUACAUCAGAAUCAGACCUCCGUGCCUCAACAUCAGCCCUCCAUACCCCAACAUCAGACCUCCAUACCCCAACAUCAGACCUCCACACUUCAAUCGCAGUCUUCGGCACACUUACAUCAACAUUCCAUAUCCCAACACCAGCCUCCUGUGCCCCAACAUCAGCCCCCGGUACCCCAACAUCAGCCCCCGGUGCCCCAACAUCAGCCCCCGGUGCCCCAACAUCAGCCCCCGGUGCCCCAACAUCAGCCCCCGGUGCCCCAACAUCAUCAGGACCCACCACCCCACCCGGUGCUCCGGCCCAUGCAGCAACAGUCGUCGCAGUUGCGGAGGCCGCGGCCCCCCAGUGCAGCGUCCAAGCCUGCUCUGCAUCACUGAGCUUUUUUCCUGUAUAGUUUAGCCACUGAGCUUUACUGUCCCGUUCAACCUCGUAGGUUUUCUAUUCGUUUAAAUUUGGAACUUUUUUGUACCGUUCAACCCUGGAACUCUUUUUUUCCGUUUCAAGUCCGCAGCUUUUCUGUCCCGUUCAACCUCGUAAGUUUUCUAGCUAAUUCAACCCCGCUGCUUAUUUGUUCCGUUCAACGCUGGAACUUUUUUUCCGGUUCAAGUCCUCGGCUUUUCUGUUCGGUUCAACCCCAAAGCGCCACUAUGAGCUCACUCUUGGCAACCUCAUCUUCACUCAGAGUUUGGCUUCUGAUUCAGAUUGAAAUAGAUUUGUUAGUGCCCUGUGUUUUUUUCUAGAAGACGCUAAUUAUCGCUCAAAUAUUCGGCAGAAAUUCAACGGAAUCGAAACAGGAUUUAAAGCUCACCAUCCUCUGCUCUUAUCUGUUGAGUCAAGAGCCUUCUUGAGCCUUAGUUGCUAUGAAGAUAUUCAUUACAGCACACAAAAUAUACGCUUCUUUUGUUCGAGAAUUGCUACCAAAAGGUUUUUUUAUGAUGAAUUUUUCCUGCUUGUCCUUUGACUUGUGAAUUUACUCUGACCACUUUAGUGUAUAAAAAUGUUCUGAAUAUUAAAUUGAUUAUAGCGUUGGUUUUCUCUAAUAGCUUCUAAGGAUCCAAUAUUAUUAUUUUUACUGGCCAACUUGCCACGUAAAUGUGUCUCCUGUGAAAUAGUGCUGCCUAAAUGCUUGUUUCCUACAUAACGAGUUUAAGAUGACGAAAUUUGGAAUUUGCAAUUUCCUUUUUAUUUGCAUUUAUUUUUUAUUUAUUUAUAUUUCCUUUUGAUACAAAAACAUAACCAAGACGCCAAAGCAAUCGCUUCCACUGACCAAAAUUGUGAACCGCUCGCACUACGAAGGAGUUUUUUAUAGUAUUAAAACAUUCGCCAUCAUUUUAUAUACAAUAGCAGUUAUUUUAAUGCAGUUAUCAUUGCAGUUAUUGUCUUCAGUUUCAGAUUGCUUCAAUAUUGAGAUAAGAAAGUUGAAUAUUAAACGGCCAAAGAAAAUAGACGAUUUUUCUCCUUAUUGUUCUUUAUUGUCUGUGAAUUGAACUAUUGUAUCAACAAUUGACGAUGGAGUAUUAAUUGAAGAUGGAGCUAAUUAAUAACAACUCUAGUUAAACUAAAGCUAAAAGUUGCAUAUUUAAGUAUCUGAUUAACUUAGGUUUUUGUACUGUUGCUUUUUGGGGAUAUUGUUCAUUAAUUUUUGAUCUCUUUGUUGAAUUUUUCUUCGUUAUCUUUAAUUGGUUUCUGAUGUCAUUUUAAUUUGUUUUAAUUUCCCUCGUUUGUGUUAUUUAUUUGUAAGCUUCAUUGUUUCGUGCACUGUAAAUGGCCGUAUUUUACAUUGUGUAUAUGUACGUAUAAUAGUGACAUUACCUGACCUUUAUUGUACAGAAUAAGUGUUAUGAAUGAACGCUCCUUUUUCUCCACCCGCUCACUCCUCUUAACUCUCCACUCCCUCCUUCUCCACCGCGCACUCCUCUUUACUCUCCACUCCCUCCUUCUCCACCGCGCACUCCUCUUUACUCUCCACUCCCUCCUUCUCCACCGCUCACUCCUCUCACUAUCCACA